CUUUAACGUCAAGAGAAUGGAUUAUGUAUAUUUUGUUCAAAUGUCUCUAGACACGUUUUUUCUAUCGAUAGAACAUCUUGGUUGUGAAAGACUGAGGAUGUAAUCUGGUCACGUGAAGCCUCCACCUUCUGAUAUCUUUCAAAGUCAUGCCAAAAAUUCAAGCAAUGUUUGUAGGUAGCUUGACAUUAAUCCUCCUAGGACUGCCAGCUUUUUCAGGGUUAGAAAUAACUAAAGUGACUGUACCACGCUGGAUAGAAAAUGGCACAAAGACUUCAGUGGUGCUGGACUGCGAGUAUAGCUAUUCUACUGAAGAUCGACAUCUUGUUGUCAAGUGGUUCUUGAAUAACGAUCCUGAGCCUAUCUACCAGUGGAUCCCUGAGCUCCACUCCCGACAGCCUUCCUACAGACUCCAAGAUCGGAUCAAUAUGAGCUAUACCAUAUUCCCAUCUUCCGAGUUUACCAAAUACCGGGCUCUGAAAAUUCUUCGUCCAACUACCGAUCUGAGUGGAAAGUACACGUGUAACGUUGCAUCUAUAGCGGAUGAGGACUCCGAGAGUCAAUGGAUGGUGAUUUACGUUUUGCCCAGGAAGUUCGAAUUCAACUAUACCAUAGUGACUGAGGGAUCAGUAAAUUUUACUUGUGAGGUUGAUGGUGUUUUCCCACUACCAGUGCUUACAGUUCAUCUGCGUAGUAGUUCAUCACCAUUACAUAAUGCUGAGAAGAUGCAUGUCCAAAACUCAAGCUCUUAUUAUAAUGGCGUUUACAAUGUUCAAGUCUUUCUUCAAUUAAACGACGAUGAGUUAUUCCCCGAGGAGCAUAUCGUGGAGUGUGUCUUGUUCAUUCCUGGAACUGAUAUUAAAGCUAAAAAGACCCUACAUUAUUUUCCAAGUACAGCUCCGAAAAACAAUGGAAAAAGUCCACGUGAUUCAAGAAACCAUAUGAUUAUAGUGACAGGAAUAGUUGUGAUGGUUGUGUCAGAUGUUUUUAUUAAAAGCUGACGGACUGAAAGCCUGAUGAUCGUUGUAAGGAAAGAAGUAAAAAUACAGAUUUUGUUCUACACCUAGAAAUUUCCAGAACUAUC
Molecule: messenger RNA, 1081 nt
Organism: Limulus polyphemus (Atlantic horseshoe crab)
Lineage: Eukaryota; Metazoa; Arthropoda; Merostomata; Xiphosura; Limulidae
Exons: 5
Coding region: 147-998 (283 amino acids)
Source: RefSeq, a predicted model, not a curated record